This is a messenger RNA of Rhododendron vialii, 791 nucleotides long. Its product is annotated as LOB domain-containing protein 38-like. The record is from RefSeq and is a predicted model, not a curated record. The coding region runs from base 96 to 644 and encodes 182 amino acids. Gene Ontology annotation, biological process: regulation of gene expression. The transcript is spliced from 2 exons. NCBI's taxonomy places the organism in Eukaryota, Viridiplantae, Streptophyta, Magnoliopsida, Ericales, Ericaceae.
CCCUUCCCACUUUUGCGCUACUGUUUUGCUAUCUUCUCCUCCUUUUUCAGCUCUCUAGAAAUUAAAGUGAAAGAAAAUUUGAAGGAUAGGGAAAGAUGAGCUGCAAUGGUUGUCGAGCUCUGCGGAAGGGGUGCAGCCAAUCGUGCAUACUGAGGCCGUGUUUGGAUUGGAUAGAGAGCCCUCAGGCCCAAAGCAACGCCACCCUCUUCGUGUCCAAGUUCUUCGGCCGGAGCGAUCUCAUGUCUUUCAUCGGCGCCGUACCCGAGAACGAUCGACCCGCUCUGUUUCAGUCUCUGUUAUUUGAAGCAUGCGGUCGAACAGUGAAUCCGGUGAACGGAGCCUUGGGUCUCCUCUCGACCGGCAACUGGCACCUAUGCCAGUUCGCGGUCAAGACGGUCCUCUCGGGAGGCGCUUUGCGGCCAAUCGGUGCCGGAAUUGUUACCCCGUCGCAGACAGAGGCUUUUCAUUCCUUUCAGAAAUGGUACGACAAUAGCACUAGCAAAGAAUCCGAUCUAGAGAAGAGUUCGGUGACCAUGUCGUUUGACUCGGAAGAAUCAAGGGUGUUCAUCAGCUUUGAUGGCUGCGAUUACGACGUGAAAGAUGUGUGUGGAGAAGAACCAAAGCUUCUAAACCUUUUUGUAUGAGCAAGUUAACCAACCGUGUCGUGCACAGCACCAUCCCGGGUUCGUUUUGGUGUUAGAACUUUCGGUGACUAGGAUAUUAAGUCUUUUUGUCAUACAGAGCGCUUUUUGUUGGAUGAAUGAAAUCAAACCUCUUUCGAUGACUUAAAA